This is a messenger RNA of Leptinotarsa decemlineata (Colorado potato beetle), 2370 nucleotides long. Its product is annotated as cytochrome c oxidase subunit 1-like. The record is from RefSeq and is a predicted model, not a curated record. Lineage: Eukaryota; Metazoa; Arthropoda; Insecta; Coleoptera; Chrysomelidae.
AUUGUAGUAGAAUAAAUACCCCCAAAAAGAAACAAAUGCUUUAUUUUUGGGUUCUAGUCCCAACUAAUUGGCUGGCAGUGAAAGCUGCAAUAAAAGACAGAGCGAAUCUCGGCAGUCUCUGUCGAAUCUUGGCUUUGCAACGGAAGAAUCCUGGAAUAUUGGGUACUUCUUUAAGAAUUCUAAUUCGGGCAGAAUUAGGGAAUCCUGGUACUUUAAUUGGCAAUGAUCAAAUUUAUAAUGUUAUUGUUACCGCUCAUGCUUUUGUAAUAAUUUUUUUUAUAGUUAUACCAAUUAUAAUUGGGGGAUUUGGUAAUUGGUUAGUCCCCUUAAUAUUAGGGGCCCCUGAUAUGGCCUUCCCUCGAAUAAACAAUAUAAGAUUCUGACUUCUACCCCCCUCUCUUUUAUUCUUAAUUAUAAGAUCCAUUGUUGAGAGAGGAGUCGGAACAGGAUGAACAGUUUACCCCCCUCUAUCAUCUAAUAUUGCACAUAGUGGAUCUUCUGUAGAUUUAGCUAUUUUUAGUUUACAUUUAGCAGGAGUUUCCUCUAUUUUAGGAGCUAUUAAUUUUAUUACUACUGUUAUAAAUAUACAUCCUGUAAGAAUAAAAUUAGAUCAAAUACCCCUUUUCUCUUGAGCAGUUAUAAUUACUGCUAUUCUCCUUCUUUUAUCAUUACCUGUCUUAGCUGGGGCUAUUACUAUACUUUUAACUGACCGUAAUCUUAAUACUUCUUUUUUUGACCCUUCAAGAGGAGGAGACCCUAUUCUAUAUCAACAUUUAUUUUGAUUUUUUGGUCACCCCGAAGUAUAUAUUCUUAUUCUACCUGGAUUUGGAAUAAUUUCCCAUAUUAUUAGUCAAGAAAGAAGAAAAAAAGAAGCUUUUGGAACAUUAGGAAUAAUUUAUGCUAUAAUAGCAAUUGGACUUUUAGGUUUCAUUGUUUGAGCUCAUCACAUAUUUACUAUUGGAAUAGACGUAGAUACACGAGCUUAUUUUACUUCUGCAACAAUAAUUAUUGCUGUGCCUACUGGAAUUAAAGUUUUCAGAUGACUAGCCACUUUCCAUGGCACUCAAAUUUUAAAUAACCCAGCUACUUUAUGAUCCUUAGGAUUUGUAUUUCUUUUCACUGUUGGUGGACUAACAGGUGUAAUUUUAGCCAAUUCCUCAAUUGAUAUCAUCCUUCAUGAUACUUAUUAUGUUGUUGCCCAUUUUCACUAUGUGUUGUCUAUGGGGGCUGUAUUUGCAAUUUUAGCAGGACUAGUACAUUGAUUCCCGUUAUUCACAGGACUAACUUUAAAUAAUAAAUAUUUAAAAAUUCAGUUUUUUACUAUAUUUAUUGGUGUAAAUUUAACAUUUUUUCCGCAACACUUCUUAGGCCUAAGAGGUAUACCUCGUCGUUAUUCGGAUUACCCCGAUAGAUUUACUCUAUGAAAUAUUAUUUCAUCUAUUGGAUCUUUAAUUUCCUUAGUAAGAGUAAUUUUCUUUUUAUUUAUCCUAUGAGAAUCAUUCACCCUUCAACGAAAAAAUUUAGGGGCUUUUAACUUAAAUUCAUCUAUUGAAUGGCUUCAAAAUUUCCCCCCUGCUGAACAUGGUUACUCAGAAUUACCUUAUUUAACUUCUAAGUUCUAAUAUGGCAGAUUAGUGCACUGGAUUUAAACCCCAUUUAUAAAGUUUAAACUUUUUUUAGAAAUGAUGACUUGAAAAACUAUAAUACUUCAAGAUAGGGCUUCACCUUUAAUAGAGCAAUUGACUUAUUUUCAUGACCAUACAUUAAUAAUUUUAAUUAUUAUUACAGUAUUAGUAGGUCAAUUGAUACUUAGAUUAUUUUUAAAUAAAUUCUCCCAUCGAUAUUUACUUGAAGGACAGACUAUUGAAAUUAUUUGAACUAUUUUACCCACAAUUACUUUAAUUUUUAUUGCUAUUCCUUCGUUACGUUUAAUUUAUAUUUUAGAUGAAAUUAAUAAUCCUAGGAUUACUAUUAAAACAAUUGGACACCAAUGAUAUUGAUCUUAUGAAUACUCUGAUUUUAAAAAUAUUGAAUUUGACUCUUAUAUAUUACCUACUAGAGAGUUAAAUAAAUUCAAUUUUCGUCUUUUAGAUGUUGAUAAUCGGGUGGUAGUACCCUUUAACUCCCAAGUCCGUAUGCUAGUAACUGCAGCUGAUGUUAUUCAUUCCUGAACAAUUCCCUCAUUAGGUGUAAAAAUUGAUGCAACACCUGGGCGUCUAAAUCAAAUUAGAUUUUUACUUAAUCGUUCUGGGUUAUUUUUUGGUCAAUGUUCUGAAAUUUGUGGUGCUAAUCACAGAUUUAUACCUAUUGUUAUAGAAAGAAUCUCUCCAUCUUAUUUUUUAAAAUGAGUUUUUAAAAUAACUAAAGAAU